Messenger RNA from Octodon degus (degu), 2894 nucleotides. It is a transcript of the gene Trim44, whose product is annotated as tripartite motif containing 44. The record is from RefSeq and is a predicted model, not a curated record. Bases 2 to 1036 code for a protein of 344 amino acids. Lineage: Eukaryota; Metazoa; Chordata; Mammalia; Rodentia; Octodontidae. The transcript has 5 exons. Gene Ontology annotation, molecular function: zinc ion binding.
CAUGGCCGCGGGGGCGGGAGCGGCCCUCGAGGAGCUGCCUCCCGACGGCACGUGCGAUGAGUGCGAGCCCGACGAGGCCCCGAGGGCCGAGGAGCUGUGCCGGGACUGCGGCUUCUGCUACUGCCCGCGCCACGCCGAGGCGCACAGGCGCAAGUUCCUCAGCCACCACCUGGCCGAGUACGUCCAUGGCGCCCAGGCCUGGACCGUGCGGCCCCCGGGGGGCGACGGGGUGGGGAAGGACGACCGCGGGGCCAAGGCUGAGCCGGAGGCGGAGGUAGAGAGCGAGGCGGGGGAGGAGAGCGAGUCCGAGGGAGACAGUGAGUCGGAUGAAGAGAGUGAGUCGCAGGAGGAGAGUGAGGAGGAAAGUGAGGAAGAGAGUGAAGAGGACAGUGAGGAAGACAUGGAGGAUGAGCCCGAGAGCGAGGCGGAGGAGGAUAACCAAGAAGGAGAGUCCGAGGCGGAAGGGGAAACUGAGGCAGAGAGCGAAUUUGACCCAGAAAUAGAAAUGGAAGCAGAGAGAGUGGCCAAGAGGAAAUGUCCGCACCAUGGGCUCGACUUGAGCACUUAUUGCCAGGAAGACAGGCAGCUCAUCUGUGUGCUGUGUCCAGUCAUUGGUGCACACCAGGGCCACCAGCUCUCUACGCUAGAUGAAGCCUUCGAAGAACUAAGAAGCAAAGACUCAGGCGGACUGAAGGCAGCUAUGAUUGAGUUGGUGGAAAGGUUAAAGUUCAAGAGCUCAGACCCUAAAGUAACUCGGGACCAGAUGAAGGUGUUUAUACAGCAGGAAUUUAAGAAAGUUCAGAAGGUGAUUGCCGACGAGGAGCAAAAGGCCCUUCAUCUGGUGGACAUCCAGGAAGCCAUGGCCACAGCUCACGUGACUGAGAUCUUGGCAGACAUUCAAUCCCACAUGGACAGGCUGAUGACUCAAAUGGCCCAGGCCAAGGAACAACUUGGUACCUCUAAUGAGUCAGCUGAGCCAAAGGCAGAGGGCGAUGAGGAAGGACCCAGUGGUGCCAGUGAAGAAGAGGACACAUGAAGGCUUGGCAUCCCCAGUGGAAAACCACCCCUUCUCCUGUGUGUCUGUAACCCUGUGUGUGUGUCUGUGGCAGCUUUGGAGUUUUGUGAAAGCUGCCCAGCAACCACUGUCCUUCCUCAGAUAUGUCCCCAGGUCCACAGCAGGUACACACUCUCCAAGAGACAGCCAGUCAUGUGCUUCCCGAGUAUGUGCUCCUCAUUGAUUGUUGUGGUAGGUCAAGGAAAGAGCAUUUUUGAUCAGUUGGGAGCAAGUAAGAAGGUCCUUCAGGUACCACCCCCCAACCCCCAUGGCUGCUUUGAACUUAUGACUCAGGAAAGUCCCUGUAACAUUACAAAAGUCAACACUAUGACUUCAUCUGGAAAAACGGGAAAAAACUGAAAGGGAAGUCAGCGUUUUUGCCAAAUGCAAACAGAACCCUGCCUCAUUCCUACUGAAGCAUGGAACAGGGGAGGGCAGAGUCAGGGCGGGGCUGCAUCCGUGGUCUCUCCUAGCCUGUCUGGGGGUGGGGUAGGGUGGGAGCCACAGGGCAGGGAUGACUUGAAUAGGGGUUGGAGAAAGAGUUAAAAGCUGGAAUGAUAGAUAUUUUUAGUAUUUGAAGUGAUCCACGACUUCAGAUUCAUAAUUCAGUGCUGUGGAAAUGAAAAAGUGAUUGAAGAGGUGGAAAGGAAAUGACCUUGGUGGAGAAGAAGAAGUGGACCAAAGAAUCUGAUUAAAAGUUGAAAUCAGUAUUUCUGAAUUCAAAUAGCCUGAGCUUCGAAGUAGUUACUGAAGGACCUGACAAAACUUUAAUUAUUUGGGUGAACUCUUCAGGUUUUGUGGGCUUGUCAUAACAGGAAAGCCUGGAAUGUAUACUGCCAAAUGAGAAUUUUCACUGUAGAUUUUGCCAGUCUCAAUCCCAGGUCAGCCUGAUAGAGCUUAUAUUCAGUGUGGGAGAAUUCUUGCCUCUUUGGCUUGGUGAAUUUAGCUUCCUUCCCAGGCUGAUAGCCCCGCCCUUCACUCCAGCUGGUGUCCUCCUUCCUGUGACAUUCCUCGCCCACAGACCUUCAGAUCAUCCCGCACACCCUCACUCUUCUUAAGUAGCGUGAGCAGACACACCCCGGAGCUUGGUCUCCAGGAUUUUCUCCACUCCCAAACCACAGUUCCUUACAACUAAGCUUUUUACCCCCAAGGAGGCAGUGAUAUCCUAGGGAUAUGCAAAAUUGCAAGUACAAAAGCAUGCAGUUUACUAAAAAUCAGCUUUCUUAACAAAUUGUUUGAAGUUAGGGGCUAGUUUUUUUUAUAUAAAACAAAACCAGUUAUAUUACAGAAUACAGUAUCCGUCCACAUCAACUGUUGAGCUGGAGCGGGAGUCUUGGAAGGCACUUCUUGUUUGCAGAUAGUAUAUGCGUUUCCUCUCUGCUCUGUGCUUGGUAGUAGUUCUGUGUUCAUUUCUGAAGGACACAAACAGAACUGUACGCACGAAGCCCUGGGGUUACUGCUGUGCAGGCCUAGACUUCAGCUCUUCUGAGGCAGGACCGAGGCCCCUGUUCCAGGGGAAUCCCUCUUUUCCUGCCUCCCUGCUUGCCUGCCCGUGUCUGUGUACUUCUUACUAAGUGUCCGGGCCAGCUGAUAAUGCACGUAUGCAGGAUAGUUUUGGGGCAGGUAGUUGUGAGGCAGAAACAGCACUAGCUUACUGUGGGAUCCAGCUGAUACCAUUAUUCAACUCUGCAUGCUCUGAAGUCACCUAGUCCUCUGAGGCCAGGAAGUUACCAAACACAUAGACUUCCAGGUUAGGAUUGCCCCUGCUCACCAUAUGUACAGCAAGGUUGGGACUGAGAGGAGUUUGAGCUGUUGAAGAAAUGUUUCUUUCUCCAACUGU